GUCAUCAAGUGAAGUUUCAAAAUUCAUGAUGUUUCAGAAAAAAUUCUUUUUCCUAUUAUUAACGUUAUUUAAAUUUAUUGGUGGGCAGGAGGAUGGAACAGUGUUGAAAAUCUGUGCACCCUCUGUAUCCCGUAAGGAAUGUAAAGAUUUACUUCCCCUUAUCGAAGAACAUGGUCCCCAAGUUGAAUGUGUGUUUGGACAUCCUCGUGUUGAAUGUUUGGAAAUGUUACAAAAGAAUGAAGCAGAUGUGGUGGCAGUAACUCCAGAAGAUGCGUUCUUUGCUACAACUAUAGAUAAAGAUAAUACAUUUAGAAUAAUUGCAGAACUUCGAACAGAAGAAUAUGAUAUAUUCGAAGAUGAAGAUCAAGUUCUAGUAAAAGUUUCAUCAAAUAUUAAAAGUUUUAAAGAUUUAAAAGGCUCAAAAUCAUGCCACCCAAAUUUUAAUUCGUACUAUGGUUACAAGAUUCCAAUUUCAAUUUUAUAUAAACUUGGGUUAUUGGAAAUUUCAAAAGAUCCAUCGAUUCCAAGACCAGAAAGAGAACUUAAGGCUUUAUCAGAUUUUUUCAAUCAAUCAUGUUUAGUAGGUCCUUAUUCAGACGAUGAAAAUAUUAAUGAAGAAUGGAAGAAAAAAUAUUCAAAUUUAUGUCAACUUUGUGAGAAUCCUGCCAAAUGUAAUCACAAUGACAAUUAUGCUAACUAUUAUGAUUCUAUUGAGUGUUUAGUUCAUGGGGGUGGUGAUGUCGCCUUUACAAGAAGAAGUGAUAUUCGAAGAUAUUUCGGUAUUGUAGGUGAAGAUGGCAAUAAAGAUGUCGACAUCAAUGAUUACGAAUUGUUAUGUGAAGAUGGAAGUCGUAGACCGAUUAAUGGGACAGGGUGUUCAUUAGCAAAGAGACCAAAUGCAGCUUAUGUUACCACAACAAAUAUAACAAAUAAUCCAAAACUAUUAAAUAGUUUGUUAGUGCAUUUGAAAACAUUCUUUAAAAAUGGUUUAGAACGUACAAGUGCUAAAAUUACCAAAAAUUUUUUAAUUGAAGAUGAAAUGAAAUUGUAUACCGAACCUGUACCAGUUUCAUUGCAAGAUUAUACAAAAGAACUCAAAGUAUAUUAUCAACGAAAUGAAAGUUAUACCUUUAAAGUAAAAUUUUGUGUUAUGACUGAGCUUGAACUAGAAAAAUGUGAAAUUUUGUCGAAACUCUCACUUUUUUAUGAAAUACGUCCUCUAAUCGAAUGUUAUUUGUCACGACAAAAUGAUUGUGCUGCCGAAGUGGCCAGUGAUAAUGCUGAUAUUGCUGUUGUACCCGGCUACAAUUGGGCGAUAGUUGAUCAUAAAUACAAGAAUUUAAAGCCAGUGGAAUAUGAAAAUUGGAUUUUUAAUGAAACUUAUAUUGCUAUAGUUGAUGGUUAUCAAACAAUUGAAAAUAUUUUAAAAUACCCCAUCAAAUUUGAUAACUCUGAUAAAAGAGCUUAUAAAGCAGCAUGUUUACUGCAUUUAAUUCUAGGCGGUGAAGAUGAUUGUGAAAAUUUAAAUGGAAAUAUUUCUGAAACAAAUGAUUAUAUUCAGAUUAUAAACGCUACACAAAGACACCGGUAUGGUAGAAACAAAGUUUUAUUGUGUUUGGAUAAAACUCUUUCUCAUCUCGGUGACUACUACUCUUGUAAUUUGGAUAAUUAUUAUCAAAAUGCUAUUUAUGCUAGCAAAAAUAAAAGUGGCGAAGAAAUAAGUAGUUAUAAAAAUUUAAUUACCACUAUUGGAAGCCUGUUUGCUGAUGAUGGAGCUCAUGCAAGUGUUUUCGAUAUUUAUGGACCGUUUAAAGGCAAAAGGGAUGUUUUAAUUAAUGCUUGCACAUUAGAUUUUAUUGAUGGAUUACCCAACUUCAAAACAAUCGAAGAAAAACAUCUAAAAAUAUGUGCACCUGAAAGAUUAAUAGAAGAUUGUAAAGAUUUGCUUGAUCGUGUAAAACAGAAUGAUCCUAAAAUCGAUUGCAUUUCUGGGCGAGAUCGCAUUGAUUGUUUGGAAAUGCUUCAAAACAAUGAAGCAGAUGUAGUAGCUGUAGAGCAUGAAGACGUAUAUCUAGCUGCUGAAAUGGAUAAAACAGCGUUUAGAAUUAUUGCAGAACUUCGACAUGAAAAAGAUGACACAGCUGAAGAAGAGGACCAAAUUCUAAUUAAAAAGUCUUCAACAAUUAAAGGAUUAAAAGAUUUAAAGGGCUUAAAAUCAUGUCAUCCAAAUUUUAAUUCAUAUUAUGGGUACAAGAUUCCCGUAGUAAUUUUGAAAAGACAUGGUUUAUUAAACGUUUCAAAGGAUCCAACGAUUCCAGCACUAGAAAGAGAACUUCAAGCUUUAUCAGAAUUUUUCGAACAAUCAUGUAUAGUGGGUCCUUAUUCAAAUGAUGAAAAUAUAGAUCAAGAAUGGAAAAAAAAAUAUCCCAAUUUAUGUCAAAUCUGUGAUAAUCCAGUUGAAUGUGAUGAAAAUGAUAAAUAUGCCAACUUUAAUGGCUCUAUAGAAUGCUUAAUUAACGGUGAAGGUGAUGUUGCCUUUACAACAAGAGAAGAUAUUCGACAAUACUUUGGACUAACAGAUGAAAAAGGCAACACGGAUGUAAACAUAAACGAUUACGAAUUAUUGUGUGAAGAUGGAAGCCGUCAAUCGAUUAAUGGAACAGGUUGUUCUUUGGCAAGGAGACCAAAUAGAGCCUAUAUUACUACAACAAAAAUAACAAAUAAUUCGAAACUCUUAAAUAAUUUAUUAUCGCAUUUGAAAAUAUUCUUUAAGAAUGGAUUGGAACAUGGAAAUUCUAAAGUAGCCAAAAAUAUGUUAAUUGAAGAGGAAAUGAUUUUUUAUCAACUUAGCGAUGUUUUAACUUUAGAAGAAUAUUUAAUUGGUUCUAAAGAUUAUAUUGAGCGAGAUGAAAGUUACACAUACAAAGCAAAAUUAUGUGUUAAUACAGAAACUGAAUUUGAAAAAUGUAAAAUUUUAACUAAAGUUUCAUUUGUAAGUGAAAUUCGUCCUGAAUUGGAAUGUUAUUUAUCAGGAAAUGGUAAUUGUGCUGCUGAUGUAGCCAAUGAUAAAGCACAUAUUGCCAUUAUACCAGGAUACAAUUGGACAACGGUUGAAAAAGAAUUCAGUAAUUUAAAAAAGAUUGCAUAUGAAAAUUGGAAUUUUGAAAAAUCAUACAUUGCACUUAUCAAUGUUUUACCAAAAAACAAAGAUUUACAAAAAUAUUCAAUAAAGUUUGAUAAUAGUGACAAAAGGGCUCACAAAGCAGCAUGUUUACUCAACUUGAUUCUCAAAGGAUCAAAAGAUUGUAAAAAAUUAGAUGGUAGUGUAAAUGAAUCAAACCCCUAUAUUCAUAUUGUAAAGGCGGCAGACAGACAUAAUCAUGGUAAGGAUAAAGGUUUAUUAUGUUUGAACAAAAGUAUUUCUCGCAUUGGAAAAUAUUAUUCAUGUAAUCUGGAUCUUUACUAUCAAAAUGCAAUUUAUGUGAAUAGAAAUAAAAGUAAAGCAGAAUUAGAAAGUUAUGAGGCUGUAUUUAACAUCAUUGGAAUAAUGUUUGGAUAUAAUGGUCUCUAUUCAAAUGUUUUUGAUGUCUUUGAGCAAUUUAAGGGGAAUAAUGAUGUUUUAUUUAAUGAUUAUACAAUGAACUUCGAAGGAACAAAAAAUUUUGAUGAUUUUGAAGAAAAAUACCACGAUUUAAUAAUGGAAUUACUUAAGUAUAAUUGGUAAAAUUAAAGUAUAAUGUAAAAAUAUUUUGAAACAAUAAAAUAUUUGCAUUUUUAGAUUCUUUAGUUCUAGCGUCAAUUUUAAGAUUUCAAUCAAAAAACGAAAAAUGAAAUAAUUU
Condylostylus longicornis is the source of this 3839-nucleotide messenger RNA. RefSeq lists its product as uncharacterized. The transcript has 15 exons. Gene Ontology annotation, biological process: protein targeting to ER. The record is from RefSeq and is a predicted model, not a curated record. Bases 26 to 3724 code for a protein of 1232 amino acids. Gene Ontology annotation, cellular component: extracellular region; signal recognition particle receptor complex. NCBI's taxonomy places the organism in Eukaryota, Metazoa, Arthropoda, Insecta, Diptera, Dolichopodidae.